CGCCCCGGCGGUCGUCCCGCGGCGGAGCGGCGGAGCGGCGCUCGUGCUCGUCGUCCUGUCGGCGGCCGCUAGCGCCCCGGGGACGCGGGAGGGUCGCGGGGAGCCGGGGCGUCCGUCCUUUGUGAGGGUGCGGGACGGAAUGUGGGCGCUGCGGAGGAGUUUUCUCGCCUGCUGGAACUCCGGGGCGUGUGGACCGACCGGGAGCCAUGGACUGAGGGCGUGAGCGGCGCGGGGCAGUCAUGACUUCUGCCGCCGAGCUUAAGAAGCCACCACUGGCUCCCAAGCCAAAGUUAGUGGGGACAAAUAACAGGCCACCUCCCCCUCCCAUUGCACCUAAACCGGACAUCGUAAAUGCUAGUGUUCCACGGUUGACAAAGAAAACCAAACCGGCCAUCGCACCAAAACCAAAAGCCCUGGCAAACUCAGUUGCUGAAGACAUCAAGCAGUCACCCUCCAAGAAACUCCCUGUGAACCUGGAGGAGCAGGAGCCAGAAUUACCCGAAAGCACCAAGUGUAAUUGCCAAGAUGUCGGGGAUCCACACGGUGAUUAUAUUUUCCCAACGUGUUCCUGCAGUUCUGGGUGUAUUCGUGAACCUGGGAAUGGAGAAAGUCUGUGUGCAAAGCAGCUUGUUCUAGAGCCUCUGGGAAUGAAAGAAAAUAUAGAGAAUAGUCAGAACGGGGAGUCCUCUUUAACUGCAAAGAGGAGGAAUGGGUGGGAUUCUUCCUCAAGUGGUGCAAAGGGCCGGAGCCAGAGUAGCGUGAUUUUAAAGGCAGGCAUCUUAGAGGAGAAGCUCAGAGAGGUCUUAACACAACAGCAAUCACCCUGUAGUUCCCCGAGGAAGCACAGAUCUCCAAACAGCGCAGGCAUGAACGGCGGCUCUUGCUGCAGCAGACAGAUCAGAAUUGAAUUUGCAGAUCUGUCCCCUAACCUGUCCAGCUUGGAAAACGUUCCUGCUCAUCCCAGCUGCCACCCACAGCUCCCUAGGGAUGAAUCUCACAACCUCGAGACUUGUCAAGCUGGCAAGAGCGGUAGCCACUUCCAUUCCUGUGAACUAGAGGACACAAAGAUGUCUUCAGAUGGAACUAGUGAGAAGACAGGGGUCACAGAUCUUGGUCCUUUAGAAAUUCACUUAUUACCGUAUACCUCCAAGUUUCCAACACCCAAGCCCAGAAAGACACGCGCCGCUCGUCUGCUUCGCCAGAAGUUCGUAGACACUCCUAGUGAAAGUAGCGAAGGGCCAGAGGAUUCAGACAAUGGCUCUUCUUGUCUCCCUGAAGAUAGUUGGAAGAACAAUAAAGUCAGUGUUCUGCAGCAGGAUGUUUUGUGUAACCAGGGACAAGUGGACAAAGUGAAGCCAGCGGAUCAAAGGGUGUUGCCUGGGGACUCCAAGAGUGACAGACAGGACCCUGUCAGCUCACGGAAAGCCGUGCGUCACGAAACGUCUUCUUUGGAAAAAGUGGCACCUUCUCAAGGUGCAGAUUCGACUUUGAGUUCUGACAGCACAGCAGACCGUGGUUCUGGAAGGUUACCUGCUGUGGACAAAGAGACUAGUUUUCUACACUGCGAAGCUCAGUCCUUGAGCUUGCCUAAGCAAGUCAAAUUACCCUGCACUGAACAACUGCCAACUACCUGUCACGUGGAAUUGUCUGUUCCUCAAUUACAAAAGGAACCUAAAAUUGUUCCCAAAAAACCCCAGAGACACAGCUUGCCUGCUGCAGGGGUGCUUAAGAAGGCUGCUUCUGAGGAACUUGUAGAAAAAAAUUCUUAUUCGACAAGUAAAGAAACAAAUUCAGAGAAAGGUCUACAAAGCAAUCACCUUCAACAUGUGGGUCCCUCAAACCACGGUAUGUCACCAUCCUCCUUUGAUAAGCCCAACCCGACUUCUGAAAAGCCAGUGUGGAAGUUACCUCAUCCUAUUUUACCUUUUUCAGGGAGCCCAGAAUCCUUGAAGCGUGUCACUUUAUCCUUAAAUAAUGAGCCUUCUAUUUCCCUAACCAAGCCAAGAGCAAAGUCCUUGUCUGCUGUGGAUAUGGACAGGUGCGAUAAACCUUGCAAAGAACCCCCGAAGAAAACUUCUUUUAAGAAGUUGAUUAACGUGAAACUGUCCAUUGGCCUCAUAAAGAGCGACUUUCAGAAAUUUAGGUCGAAAAGUUGCCAACAUGGGGACGUCACUACAGGUCAUCAGCUCAGUAGAGAGCCGAAAGGGCUUGGAAGGGAUGGGCAAGGUUUGGGGGCAGGAGACGAGAAGAGAAGUAAACCCAUCAAGGCAUAUUCUGCAGAAAACUGCAGCCUGGACGCUCAGAAGGUGAAGUCUUGGGGCCAGACCAGUGCAGCUAAUGGUCACAGAGCUGAGUCUUUGGACGACCAGCUGCUCUCUAGGAACUCCUCCUGUCCGGUGUCCUACAAGUCCAGUACAGGUGACUGUGUGCCAGAGUAUGAAAAUGUACGCCAUUAUGAGGAGAUCCCAGAGUAUGAAAAUCUGCCCUUCGUUUUGGCCGGAGGGAAAACUCCAGAGUUGGGGUGGCAGAAUUCCAGCAGCGUGGAGGACACGGAUGCAAACUUGUAUGAAGUAGAAGAGCCCUAUGAUGCUCCAGAUGGCCAGCUGCAGCUUGAUCCCAGACCCCAGCCUCCCAGUUCUGGAACAUCCCAGGAGGGGCAGGAUGAUCAUCUUGGUCUUGGUGACCUGCCCUCUGAUGAGGAAGUCAUCAGUAGUUCUGAUGAAGAUGAUGUCAGCUCUGAGUCCAGUAAAGGAGAGCCAGACCCGCUGGAAGAUAAACAGGAUGAAGAUGCUGGGAUGAAAAGCAAAAUCCAUCACAUUGCCAAGGAGAUCAUGAGCUCUGAGAAAGUGUUUGUGGAUGUGUUAAAACUUUUGCAUAUUGACUUCCGGGAUGCUGUAGCCCAUGCAUCCAGGCAACUUGGGAAGCCCGUGAUUGAGGACCGGAUCCUGAACCAGAUCUUGUACUACCUGCCUCAGCUAUAUGAGCUCAACCGGGAUCUCCUAAAGGAACUGGAGGAAAGGCUGCUGAGCUGGAACGAACAACAAAGGAUUGCUGACAUCUUCGUAAAGAAGGGGCCGUAUUUAAAAAUGUAUUCCACAUACAUCAAAGAGUUUGAUAAGAACAUAGCUCUGCUGGAUGAGCAGUGCAGGAAAAAUCCAGGAUUUGCUGCGGUUGUUAGAGAAUUCGAGAUGAGCCCCCGAUGUGCCAACCUGGCCCUGAAGCACUACCUGCUGAAGCCAGUUCAGAGGAUCCCUCAGUACAGGCUGCUGCUGACAGACUAUUUAAAGAACCUCCUAGAAGACUCUGCAGAUCACAGGAACACCCAAGAUGCCCUAGCUGUUGUUAUAGAGGUAGCCAACCAUGCCAACGACACCAUGAAGCAAGGGGACAACUUUCAGAAGCUCAUGCAGAUUCAAUACAGCUUAAGCGGACACCAUGAAAUUGUGCAACCUGGGCGGGUGUUUCUCAAGGAAGGCAUUCUGAUGAAGCUGUCUCGGAAGGUCAUGCAGCCCGGAAUGUUUUUCCUGUUUAACGAUGCCCUGCUGUAUACAACGCCCAUGCAGUCUGGGAUGUACAAACUGAACAACAUGCUCUCACUGGCUGGGAUGAAGGUCAGAAGACCCACCCAAGAAGCAUAUCAGAAUGAAUUAAAGAUCGAAAGUGUGGAACGUUCUUUCAUCCUCUCAGCCAGUUCUGCCACAGAAAGAGAUGACUGGCUGGAGGCCAUAUCCAGGGCCAUAGAAGAGUACGCCAAGAAGAAGAUCACCUUCUGCCCCAGCCGGAGCCUUGAUGAGGACUCAGACAAGAAAGAGGAAGUCAGUCCUCUUGGGUCAAAGGCUCCCAUCUGGAUUCCUGAUACCAGAGCCACCAUGUGUAUGAUGUGCACAAGUGAAUUUACCCUGACCUGGAGAAGACAUCACUGCAGGGCCUGUGGGAAGAUCGUGUGCCAAGCCUGCUCGUCAAAUAAGUACGGCUUAGAUUACCUGAAAAGGCAACCUGCAAGAGUGUGUGAACACUGCUUCCAAGAACUGCAGAAAUUAGAUCACCAGCUGCCCCCUCGGAUUGGAUCCCCUGGGAAUCACAAGUCCCCUUCAAGUGCCUUGUCAUCAGUCUUGCACAGUAUCCCAUCGGGGAGGAGACAGAAGAAAAUCCCAGCUGCUCUCAAGGAAGUGUCAGCAAACACAGAAGACUCUACCAUGAGUGGCUACCUUUACAGAUCCAAGGGCAGCAAAAAGCCCUGGAAACACUUAUGGUUCGUCAUCAAAAACAAAGUACUCUAUACAUACGCCGCCAGCGAGGAUGUGGCAGCUUUGGAGAGUCAGCCUUUAUUAGGAUUUACCGUCACGCAAGUCAAAGAGGAGAAUUCAGAGUCCAAAGUGUUUCAGUUACUGCACAAAGGCAUGGUGUUUUAUGUAUUUAAGGCAGAUGAUGCCCACUCCACCCAGAAGUGGAUAGAAGCAUUUCAGGAGGGCACAGUAUUAUAGCAAGUGGUCUUGGCCUCAUUUCUUCUGUGAUUCCGACAAGGUGGAGGCUCCGCUCAGCAGAAGGCAUGUAAAAAUGAACACUGCCAUGAUAAAUCCACCCACGGCCUUUAGGAGUUAAACUGUUUUGUUAGGUAUAUACAGUCUUAAAAAUGUGUUUCAUGUAUGUUAUUUAUUAAAAUGCUGAUGUUUACUUGCUGGUCAGGAUUGUUUCUGACACUCACACUGAAUUCUAAAGUACUGUUUAGAGACUCAAACUUACCUUAAUACUGUAUAUCGUACACUAUUGAUGUACCGUCCACACUGUUGUCUCUGCCUUGCAUUACGACACUUUUCGCUGUUGGGAAGUCUUUGCAAGUAAAACACACACAUUAAGUAGCACGUGACCAUACAGUGUCUGGUGUAGAAAUUCCAAUUACCAAAUUGCUGGUGAAAAUGUCUUUGAAUCACUAAACCUAGAUGAGAUUUUCUGAUAUUGCAAUCGAGAUCCACAUAGCCAGCUUCUACCUCAUGAACUGUCGAGUGAAAUCCCAACAGUCUGUACUGAUCACUGUGUCCCCGCCUCACCCCCCCCCCUACCCCCCAACCCCACAGGAUCUUGCUAAUCGCCAGGCUGGCCUCGAACUAACUGUGCAGCUCAGGCAGACCUUGAACAGCCUUCUGCCUCAGCCUCUGAGCGACUGGGAUUAAAGGCCAGCACCGCCAUGCCAGGUCUUUAUUGAAAACUGCCAAUUCAGUGUAAAUGUGAUUUUCCCCCACUUGGUUUUCUGAGACAGAGGCUCACUCCGGAGUCCCGGCUGGCCUGGGACUCACCUGCUUGCUUCUCAAGUGCUGGGAUUACAUAUGUGUGCCACCAAGCUCUGAUUACAUAACAGAAUAUGGCAGGUGACAUGCUACCCAAUAUCCCCUGCUGUUCUUAAGAGUUCAGAGCCCAAGUCAUUGGAGGUAUUGACAUCUAAAAGGAUGUCAUAUUUCCUGUAACGUGUAUUUUAAAAGUGAUCUGAAAUCACUGUGUUUUAUGUCACUUUGAUUUGUUUCCCUUGACUUUUAAAAUUCACUCUUCCUGUGAUCCUCUGUCUCCUUGAGACACUGACCGUCCGUGCAGCCCAGGCUGCCCUCACCCCUCAUCCUGCCUCAGCCUUCUGUGUACGGGAGUAAUGGAUGGAUGCUACCACACCAGACUUUGCCAGUCAGCGUCCCUCUUAGGAGAGGUUCAUAGUCUUAAUUCUGGCGCACACUUACUGUUUAACCUGUAAACCCCCUGGCACAUAACGUUGUUGAUUGGCCGCAGAAGAAUGUGCUUAAAAUUGUUUCACUGUUUAAAUAUUUUGUUGACUGAGUUUAAACCACCAGCUAAAAGGCAAGGUUAUCCAUAAAAUACUAAAGGAUGCAAGGGUUUUCUGCUUCUUUAUAUGUGAUUUUAAUCUAGUGUGAUGUCAGUAGUUGAGAAUUAUGUCCUAGAUACUAUUUUUUCAUCAUGAACUUUCAUGAGACCUUCUGGAUGCCACUUGCUGCAGACCUGAGGUAGCAGAUGCAGUUUUUCUUGGCUGCUUCCGGCUAUGGCAUGAUUUGAAACCCUGUGCAAUCCCACACAACCCUGCACGCAACUUUCUUCACCACUGGAGGUCAGCCCCUUCUUUGAAACGCCUUUUAAUUGGGUGAUCUAAAUGUUUCCCAUGUAGACAUAGGUGUAAUGUGUGCAGUGUAUUCCUUUUGGAGACCAGGGUUAUUUAUACUUUAUAUUUCCACCUUUUGCCCUCUUGGAAUUCUCAGCCUCUAAGAUUUGCUCAUGAGCCUCAAAAAGUCUAAGAAGUAUUAACCAGUAUUCUGGAUCAAGGAACUCUUCAGAAUCCAAAUACAUAUGAAGAGAAAUUAGCACGCAAAGUAAUUCCCAUGUGGUGGAAUUUGUACAUGAUUAUAAUUGCUAAUUGCUUAGUCUAUGGAAAGUUUUGAAAAAGACACUAUGCAAGCCCUCAGAUAGUGCACCCCCCCCCCAAUAAAACCAUUCCAAUGUGGUCCCUCCCUGACCCCUUCAUAACCUAGUAAAAAUGGUCAAUAAUUUAUUUAGCAUGGCUCACUCAAUGGCAAAUAAGAAUAUAUUUAUAAUUUGCUAUAAAACUACUUUUAAAAAUAUUACACUGAACCCAGGGUCUCUAAGCAGACACUGUACCCAUAAGCUGCCUCCAUUGCUAACAUUUAAGAGUGAACAACAGUGCUGCCAUCAAACCUUGCUCUGGUGUCUCCUAAGCUCAGCUAGAGAGUAACCUUAGACAAGAUGGCAGACUGAGCUAGGAGAGGUGAUAUUCUCAGCGGCCCUGAGCGGUGUUCUUCCUCCGUCUGCAGCAUGUCCUAAGAGAAUGAAAAGGGCCAUGUUUCUGAACCUCUUCCCGUUUUCUGAUGAACAAGCAUUGUUCUGUUUUCCCCGAUGGCCCGCGUUUUCUCCAGUAAGAAGCUUGAUUCUUUAUUUACUAACAUUUUUAAACAAUGAAGCCAGAGGACAGCAACUCAGAAGUACGUUUUUCUUAGCAACCUAUGUAGGAAUGGAGGAAGCCUCUUACUGAGACCCUAGUGUAAUCAUCACAAUGUGGGGCUGUGCCUUGAAUGUACUUCCACUGUGCUCAUGGUAGUCAAAAGGCUGGAAUUUCCAGAGGGAACUCCUAUCUCAUUGUACUGUAUGAUCCUUUCCAAUAGAUUCUGUAUGUCCUCUCUCCAUUUCUCCUGAAUCUUCAGCUCUUUAGCUGAAAACAGCCAGGACAGGAUUCCCAAGGUGUUUUGAGUAAGACUUGCACUGUUUUUCUCAAGACAGCUUCUCUGCCUCGUCCUCAGUCUUGUCCCUGCCUCGGGGACACUGAAAUAGUGUCCAAAGCCCUAUUCUAACACAGAUCUUUUGCCCUGCUCCCCGCAUCCCGCAAGGCCACACUGGUGGCAUGGCUAACACUCGCUUUCCUCCUAUUCAAGCCUGUUUCCUUCUGCAAUAAAAAGACAACAGAUGGGGCUCUAGGAUCUGUCUCAAGUCUCUCAGGUUUCUUCCAGCCUUACUUCUGCCCUUAGAGUUGCUGGAGCUUUCUCUCUGAGCUGGGGGCACAGCGCAGUUAGAUGCCACUUGCCUCCUAUAUAUGAGGCCCGGGGUCCAAUCCCUUAUCUAGAAAAACAGUUUUUCUUUUUCUGAUUCCAACGCCUCCUUUGUGUGAUCUGUUUUAAACCUUGCCAAAGCAAUGUGCCUAAAGCAGAGUUAAUUUAAUUCCGAUUCCUGAAGACGGCAGUGGCAUUCCCAGUUUGACACAGAUCAGUGCCUCCGAGCCCAUACACUCCAAGUGAACCCACUUCAGAUUGCUUCCUUCGUAGUUUCCAUUGUUCUCAUGUCAAUCAGCGCGGCUCUGCUUCCUGGUUCUCUGACACUUGACAGUGAUGGGGUCCUUUGCUCCUCCUCUCCCUUAGACUAGCUAUAUCCUUUCCUGUGCUCCUAGAAUCUUUUCCUGUGCUCCUGUUCAUAAACAGACUGCCAUCAUUCUUUCCGAGUUCUGUUCUUGAAGACAGCUUACCGUGUUCGCUGGAGGUUUGCCACAUCUAGGUGCCUUCCAUGCAGUGGAUAAAUGCUUGCUUGUUAAGUAUCUUCUAUGAGUCCCUAAGAAGUGUCUUCAGUAGACAUACUCUGGAGCCUUUGCUGCUUUCAAUGUCUUUUUCUGAAUAGAAAUCCCUGGUGUUCUUCCCUUACGAGAAAGGUUAGUUCACUCUAGGAAAGAAGCCUAAGAAGGAAAACAAGUUUAUGUACCACACUGCAAUGACAGCAGCGGUCCUGACAACAACAACAACAACAAAACCCAACUAAGUAUGAAAAUAUCCUUUUUCCUUUGGGGUGAGGAGUGGAUGGAGACAACAUUCCCUUUCAUAGAAUUACUUGCUGCAUGUGAGAACCAGUUUCAAAAAUACUUUUAAAAUGACUUUUAAUGUUUUUCUCAAAACUGUUUUUUACUUAAAGGGAUAUUGGUUUGUAUCUUACUGUUCAUAUAAAGAUCAUUUAUAAAUAAAAAUAGCAUUGUAAAUAAUGUUAAUAUGUACUAUAAUUUAUACAAAAUAAAUUUACUAUAAUAUCUACUGCCAGUGUGG
This is a messenger RNA of Onychomys torridus (southern grasshopper mouse), 8588 nucleotides long. It is a transcript of the gene Fgd6, whose product is annotated as FYVE, RhoGEF and PH domain containing 6. NCBI's taxonomy places the organism in Eukaryota, Metazoa, Chordata, Mammalia, Rodentia, Cricetidae. The transcript is spliced from 21 exons. The record is from RefSeq and is a predicted model, not a curated record. Bases 240 to 4484 code for a protein of 1414 amino acids. Gene Ontology annotation, molecular function: guanyl-nucleotide exchange factor activity; metal ion binding. Gene Ontology annotation, biological process: regulation of GTPase activity. Gene Ontology annotation, cellular component: cytoplasm.